Molecule: messenger RNA, 1471 nt
Organism: Nanorana parkeri
Lineage: Eukaryota; Metazoa; Chordata; Amphibia; Anura; Dicroglossidae
Product: growth/differentiation factor 8-like
Exons: 3
Coding region: 110-1219 (369 amino acids)
Biological process (GO): SMAD protein signal transduction
Cellular component (GO): extracellular region
Molecular function (GO): growth factor activity; cytokine activity
Source: RefSeq, a predicted model, not a curated record
GUGACAGGUUCUUCUCUAGUAACAGUAAGGAGAAGUCCCUUGACUUUUCAAUAUCCUAUAAAAUAGACCACAAAGUAAGGGUGAACAUCACAGUUGACUAAAUGAGAACAUGAUAAAGGUACGUGCUUGUUGCUAUAUUUACCUGUGCAUUUUAGUAGCUCUUCCAUCAGUGAAACUGAAUGACAACGAUCAAGCAGCUAAUAAGGACACUCUGUGCACUUCUUGCUCCUUGAGGCAGAACAGCAAGUCUACAAGACUAGAAGUUAUAAAGUUCCAGAUACUUAGCAAGCUUCGCUUGGAACAGGCACCUAACAUCACCAAGGAAGUUAUAAGACAAAUGUUACCAAAAGCUCCACCUAUGCAAGACAUGAUUGACCAGUAUGAUGUUCAAAGAGAUGCAAACAGUGAGGGGUCCUUGGAAGAUGAUGAUUAUCAUGCCACCCCUGAAACAUUUAUAAUAAUGCCAACAGAAAAUGAUUUGGACUAUGAAUCAUUAAAAUCUAAAAAAUGCUGUUAUUUCAAACUGAACUCUAAAAUUCAGUCAACUAAAAUAUCCAAGGCACAAUUAUGGAUACAUCUAAAGCCUGUCCAAAUGCCUGCAACAGUUGUGGUGCAAAUCCUGAGACUCAUUAAACCUUUGAAAGAUGGUACAAGACACAUUGGAAUUCGAACAUUAAAACUUGACAUGAAUCCAGGACCUGGAACUUGGCAAAGCUUUGAUGUGAAAACUGUUCUACAAAACUGGCUGAAGCAACCUGAAACCAACUUAGGCAUUGAAAUUAAAGCAUUUGAAGGAAAUGGAGAAAACCUUGUCAUUACCAACAAUGAAAACGGCCUGAAUCCAUUUCUGGAGGUCAAGGUUAUAGACAUGCCGAAAAGGUUAAGAAGAAACGCUGCCAAUGACUGUGAUGAGCAUUCAUCUGAAACAAUGUGUUGUCGCUACCCAUUAACAGUAGAUUUUGAGGCUUUUGGAUGGGAUUGGGUGAUUGCACCCAAGAAAUAUAAGGCCAACUUAUGUUCUGGAGAAUGUGGUAUUGAAUACCUGCAAAAGUACCCCCAUAGCCAUGUUGUUAACCAGGCGAACCCAAAAGGGCCCACAGGGCCAUGCUGUUCCCCAGCCAAAAUGUCUUCUAUUAAUAUACUUUAUUUUAAUGAUGAUGCAGAAGUAAUUCAAGGAAAAAUUCCAGCUAUGGUAGUAGAUCGUUGUGGGUGCAUAUGAGCAUUCCUUUAUGGCAUCUUCUAAUGUAUGAAUCUUCAUGGAAAGCUACCAUCAGAGACAGUAAUAAUAUAUAUAGAUUAUUUCUCUAGCUUCCAAAUUUAUUUCUGAGCCUUUGUGAGCAAAUCCUAAGGCUCACUGAAUGCAAACAGGAAAUAAUAAUAUGUAAGUUAAACACAUGAUUCCUUUCAGAGAGAUUACACAUUUUCAAUUAAAGCGUAUCUAAACCCACGGACAAAAAUUGUAUUUAUUGCA